AUGAGUUCAACAAAUAUAUCAUCUAGAACUCUACAUAGUUGGAGAGAACGUCCUCCUUCUUAUUCCAUCAAAGUCAAGACCCUCUUCGACCUCGAAAGCUCAACUCUACACUCUGAUGGAAAUUACCAAUCCCGUCGUUUCUCCUCAGGUGGAUACAACUGGAUACUGAUCAUAUACCCAAAAGGGAACGGCAAUGACAACGGGAGCGGAUUUCUUUCAAUGUAUGUUGAAAUAGAUAACAUAAGCCUCAUGUCCGCACAAGCAGAUGAGGUGUAUGCAGAUAUCCGUUUUUUUGUUUUUAACAAAACCGAAAACAAGUAUUUUACUAUACAAGAUGUGGAUUCGAAGCCUUUCAAUACAUUAAAAACGAGGAGGGGAUUCCCGCAAGUGCUUCCACUUGGUACAUUCAGUGACCGCAAAAAUGGAUACCUCUUUGAUGGAGAUCAUUGUGAGUUUGGUGUUGAUAUCGUUGUUACUCCACCUCCAACCAGAUGGGAAGUCGUCUCUUUUGGUGAGCAACUUCCUUAUCCCAAGUUCUCUUGGACUAUUAAAAAUUUCUCUCAGAUAAAAGAGAAUCCUCACAUAUCAAAGAGUUUUUCAAAGGGAGGAAGGAAAUGGGUUCUAAAGUUGUAUCCCAAGGGCUACUCUACACCAGAUAAUAAAUGGGUAUCCAUUUUUCUGCAUUUAGAAGAUGGUGAAGUUUUAAAGGAAGAUGAGAAGGUUUACGUGGAAGCAGAUCUGAAAGUUGAAGACCCACAAAGAUCCAGUCACUUGACGCGCAAUCUUAACUGGUGGUCCAAAGUAGCUGGCGCGGGUUAUGGUUGGGAUCACUUCGUUUCUUUAGCUGAUCUUCAAAAGUCUUAUUUGGACAAAGAAGACACUUUGAAAGUAGAGAUCGAAUUUAAAGUUGUUUCGGUAACCAAAUACUCCUCACCAACUGCAGCUAGUUCAACUGGGAAAGCACCAAAAGGAUUGUCAAAAGUAACAUUUAGAAAAUGA
Eruca vesicaria subsp. sativa (arugula) is the source of this 999-nucleotide messenger RNA. Lineage: Eukaryota; Viridiplantae; Streptophyta; Magnoliopsida; Brassicales; Brassicaceae. The record is from the annotation of a GenBank genome assembly.